AUGGCUUUCACAGGUUCCAUCCCUCGUGCGACACGCAGUACGAGUGUGCCACCUCUUCGAAGAUCCGCUCGCCUAGCUGGAGAGCCCCCAGGAGGUGAAUGGGAACUGCGCUAUCACAUAGAAACACAUUGGGGUCCAGUAGUGGAGCGAAGAAUCAGGUGGAACAGAUACGAGGCCAGAUCUUCCGGUGACUGGGCAUACCGAGUGGACAAGACUUCUCGGAGCAAAGCCUUCUAUCCCGGACAGCUCAUCCUAGCCAUGGACACGCAUCCCCAAACUGUUUUGAGCAAACGGCUGGACGACAAAGAGAUUGCACAAACAGACUGUGGGCCUGUGCAUGCGAAAAUGCGGGUUAUGGUCGUUAUUAACAACACACACAAUGGCGUCUUAUGUUUGCCCAUGUCCACCCAAUCCUCGACCGCAAGAUUGCCUGCGGAGAGGGUACGAGAAUUGGUCAUGGUUAGUAAGGGAUUUCCUUCUCAGGGGUCAACGCUCUGGGCAGGACGACCACUCCACAUGACAAUGUAUGCCGGCGGACAUAAUGCAGAAAAGUCUUUCAUCGAUCUGUGUCAGCCCAUCCAUAUUCUCGCUCAAUCAAGGAUCAAAGAUGUUGGCUAUAUCUCUGGUGGAGACUAUGCUAGAUUGAUCAGGCUUUUGACAUAUAAGGAGAAUGAAGCGAGGAGAGCUGCAUUCUUGUCGUAUGGAGUUCAGUACUUCCCGAACCAGAUGUGGACGCCAGACACAAACCGAUCUCGACCUAUAAGCGCCACUAAGGUCAGGAUGAACCAAGUCACAUCCAUGAGAUGGCGAUAG
Molecule: messenger RNA, 813 nt
Organism: Aureobasidium melanogenum CBS 110374
Lineage: Eukaryota; Fungi; Ascomycota; Dothideomycetes; Dothideales; Saccotheciaceae
Exons: 1
Coding region: 1-813 (270 amino acids)
Source: RefSeq, a predicted model, not a curated record